This is a messenger RNA of Tuber melanosporum (Perigord truffle), 1233 nucleotides long. RefSeq lists its product as uncharacterized. Gene Ontology annotation, cellular component: cytosol. Bases 112 to 1233 code for a protein of 373 amino acids. Lineage: Eukaryota; Fungi; Ascomycota; Pezizomycetes; Pezizales; Tuberaceae. Gene Ontology annotation, molecular function: S-(hydroxymethyl)glutathione dehydrogenase [NAD(P)+] activity; zinc ion binding. The transcript has 6 exons. The record is from RefSeq and is a predicted model, not a curated record. Gene Ontology annotation, biological process: formaldehyde catabolic process.
CCUCAACGCAACAAAUCCAUCUCAUUUUCCUGAAAUCCCCGCUUCGUUCCCAUCACCAUCGUCACUAAAUAUUGUUUAGAUCGUCUAUCUUCUCUCCGUUCAACAAUAGCGAUGUCAUCGACUCAAGGCAAGACUAUUACCUGCAAAGCUGCUAUCGCAUGGGAGCCUGGCAAGCCACUUUCCAUAGAGGAAAUUGAAGUCGCGCCUCCUAGGGCGCACGAGGUCAGAAUUAAAAUCCACUACACUGGAGUUUGUCACACCGAUGCGUACACUCUCUCCGGCAAAGAUCCUGAGGGCGCCUUUCCCAUUGUCCUCGGGCACGAAGGUGCCGGAAUUGUGGAGUCGAUUGGUGAGGGUGUUACUAAUGUGAAGGUGGGAGAUCACGUUGUCGCGCUGUAUACACCCGAAUGCCGUGAAUGCAAGUUUUGCAGGUCUGGAAAGACCAACCUGUGUGGUAAAAUUCGUGCCACCCAAGGGAGGGGUGUUAUGCCUGACGGGACAUCUCGAUUCAGCGCCAAGGGCAAGGACCUCUUGCAUUUCAUGGGGACAUCCACCUUCAGUCAGUAUACCGUGGUCGCAGAUAUUUCAGUUGUUGCCAUCACCUACGAUGUCUCUAUGGAAAAGACCUGUCUCCUGGGCUGCGGUAUUACAACUGGGUACGGGGCUGCGGUCGUUACUGCGGGGAUAGAGAAGGGCUCCACUGUAGCUGUUUUCGGUGCGGGGUGUGUUGGUCUCUCGGUGAUCCAGGGCGCCGUGAAGUGCGGCGCCAGCCAAAUUAUUGUCGUGGACGUCAACGCCAAAAAGGAAGAAUGGGGUAAGAAGUUUGGGGCAACCCACUUUGUCAACCCAUCGAAAAUUGGCGACCAGACCAUCCAGGAGAAGCUUAUUGAGAUGACUGAUGGAGGCCUGGACUACACAUUUGAUUGCACCGGAAAUGUUCAAGUGAUGAGGGCGGCCCUAGAGGCGUGCCACAAGGGUUGGGGUCAGUCAAUCGUGAUCGGUGUCGCCGCCGCCGGCCAGGAAAUUUCUACAAGGCCAUUUCAACUGGUCACCGGGCGUGUCUGGAAGGGUUGUGCCUUUGGAGGGAUUAAGGGCCGUACUCAGCUCCCCGACCUAGUUAAGGACUACAUGGAAGGGAAACUUAAAGUGGACGAGUUUAUCACCCACCGUGAGCCUCUAGAUCAAAUAAACAAUGCAUUCGACCAGAUGAAGGCGGGGGACUGCAUCAGGUGA